UUCCGUGUAUAUUUCCCGGUAACGGCCAACUCUGGGAAACGACCCCCCCCCCACACGAUCCACUUCUUCCCCUCAGAUCAUUCAAUGGCACUGGCUCUCGCACUGGCUCCCUCUAUUGCACAGCGAAUAGUUGGAGGUGCUAGUUUGAACUGAAUAAUGCCGACAUUUACCCGCUGGGUUGCUUGGUAUGAGGGCACUGAACAGCCGCGAGACGAGGCACGCAAACGGUCUCCAAAGAGGGCAGCACGGCUACAAAAAGGCCCACCGAGGCAUCUGAUGGGAGACUUUUGAACAUGCCUAGAAACCUGAAGUAACUUGUCAAUAUGAAGGUUCUCUCGGCCUUAGCCCAAGCAGCUCUGGUGCACGGCACCGUGUGCCUUGCGGGUUAUACCAAUGAAUCUGAGGUACCCUACUAUGGCCGAAGUCCCGCUGUGUAUCCCUCGCCUGUUGGCAACAGGUCAACAAGCACCGCCUGGGAAGACGCCUACCGACAGGCGCGGAGCAUAGUGUCACAACUCACCGUAGAGGAGAAAGUUAAUCUGACUCGGGGCCAUGACGGACAGUGUGUGGGGAAUAGUGGCGCCAUUCCGCGACUGUCGAUCCCUUCGCUUUGCUUCUCCGAUGCUCCUGAUGGUCUGCGUGGUCAAGAAUUCGUCUCUGCGUUCCCAGCUGGCAUUCACGUGGCUGCGACGUGGGAUCGCUCGCUCAUGCACCAAUAUGGCAAUGCUAUUGGUGAGGAGUAUCACGACAAGGGCGUCCAUGUAGCCCUGGGCCCGGUGGCCGGGCCACUAGGGAGAAUAGCUCGCGGUGGAAGAAAUUUUGAAGGGUUGAGCGCGGACCCGUACUUAGCAGGAGCUGGGAUGGGUGAGAUCACAAAGGGAAUUCAAGAGGCUGGCGUGAUUGCCACCGCGAAACAUUGGCUUCUGAACGAAGAGGAAUGGCGACGGAACCCUGGAGAUAUGGGCGAGGCAUUGAGCUCGAAUGUUGAUGACCGCACAUUGCACGAGCUGUAUGCUUUCCCCUUUAUGGACAGCAUGAGGGAGGGCGUCGGCAGCGUGAUGUGCUCGUAUCAACGGGCCAAUCAUUCCUAUGGAUGUCAGAAUUCAAAGCUUCUUAACGGUGUGCUGAAAACGGAAUUGGGCUUUGAAGGGUUCGUGGUGAGUGACUGGGAGGCCCAGCACGCUGGUGUCGCGUCUGCCAAUGCUGGCCUGGACAUCGUCAUGCCUGACGGUGGUUUCUGGGGCAAUAAUCUGACUCGUGCCGUCAAAAACGGAAGCGUCAGCUCCGACCGAUUGGACGAUAUGGUCACUCGAAUUCUGGCCGCGUGGUACUUGACGGGACAGGACGAGGGAUUCCCUUCCCCUGGAAUCUAUUCCGAGGCCGACAAGCAUGAUCCCAUCAAUGUGCAGCGAGAUCACGCCGAUCUUAUCCAAGAGAUUGGGUCUGCCGGCACCGUGCUGGUCAAGAAUGUCAACAACACACUUCCCUUUACAAAGUCGACCAAGUUUCUCAGUGUCUACGGCUAUGAUGCCACUGUAAGCGCUUCCCCAUGGAGUAACCCCUCCCGGUAUGGAGGAGGCUACGAGGUGAACUUUGGCUGGACUACAUUCAACGGCACACUUGUCACUGGAGGGGGCUCUGGUGGCAGCACCCCCCCUUAUGUUGUCAGCCCAUUUCAAGCCCUACAGGAGCGCACCGCUAAGAAUCGCGGAACGUUGCGCUGGGACUUCUACUCCCAGAACCCCUCGCCCGCGUAUGUGAAUAGCGAUGCCUGUCUUGUGUUUAUCAAUGCAUACGCUUCUGAGGCAUUCGACCGGACCACCCUUGCGGAUGAUUUCAGUGACAGCCUUGUGAAGAAUGUUGCAACGAAUUGCACCAAUACCAUUGUGGUUGUUCACUCUGCUGGCAUCCGGACUGUCGAUGCCUGGAUCGACCAUCCUAAUGUCACCGCUGUGCUUUUCGCCGGUGUUCCCGGCCAGGAGAGUGGCCACUCGCUCGCUGAUAUCCUUUAUGGCGACAUCAACCCCUCUGGAAGACUACCCUACACCGUGGCGAAGAGCGAGUCUGACUAUGGCUCUCUUCUAAACUCGACCGUUAGCUUCGACGCCUUUCCGGAGGUGAAUUUCACCGAGGGUCUAUAUAUCGACUAUCGCGCGUUCGAUCGCAAGGAGAUCACCCCUCGCUUCGAAUUCGGCUUCGGUCUCUCCUAUACAACCUUCACGUACUCAGAUCUGCGCGUCAAAUCUGCCGGCAACAGCACAUCCGCUCUCGUCAAUCCCAGCAUCACGAUUGUCCAAGGCGGACACCCAGAGCUCUGGGAUACAUUAUUCGAGGUGACCACUUCGAUCACCAACACGGGGGAUGUGGCUGGCUCAGACGUUCCGCAGCUCUAUGUUAGCAUCCCGAACGCGCCGGUCCGCCAGCUUCGCGGCUUCGAAAGAGUGCAGCUGAAGCCCAAGGAGACCAAGACCGUCACUUUCCCCCUGACACGUCGGGAUCUCAGCAUCUGGGAUGUCGUUGCACAGCAGUGGCGCCUUCAGGCGGCUGACUAUAAUGUGUUUGUUGGCGCCAGUAGCCGCAUCUUGCACCUGAAUGGAUCACUGACGGUCGAGUGAGGUUAAUACCUAACAUACAGGGGUGAUCUCGCUGGAAUCGUUGGUCUAAUCGGGAUGGACGGUGGAAUGGGCUAUUGCUGAGUAUGGCAAGAUCUGGAGCUCGAGGGAAGCCAGUAGUGGUCAUGAUUUAUAGAAUUCACCUUUAAACAAAGUAAUCAAGAGCUGGCUUCCAUUCCCUCCCUCAUCCAGACUUCGAGCGGCUAUAGAGGGCAAUAACAAGGAUCUAUUCCUGAAGAUUAUAGAUGAUGAAGGGAAGCAUGGGCAGUUUGGCUGGUAGGCCGCGGACUCUCGUCGUCCUGCUCUAGAUAAACUUCUAACGCGCUGGAACAUCGAACCACCUGGAAUACCUCUAGACACUUACAAGAGGCUAAUUAGCUAUAAAGAG
Aspergillus versicolor CBS 583.65 is the source of this 3000-nucleotide messenger RNA. Its product is annotated as beta-glucosidase. Gene Ontology annotation, molecular function: beta-glucosidase activity. The transcript has 3 exons. Gene Ontology annotation, biological process: glucan catabolic process. The record is from RefSeq and is a predicted model, not a curated record. Lineage: Eukaryota; Fungi; Ascomycota; Eurotiomycetes; Eurotiales; Aspergillaceae. The coding region runs from base 324 to 2615 and encodes 763 amino acids.